AUGAAAAAGAGAAAAGUGUUUAUAGAUAAUAUUUAUGUAAAUCUAUACAACAUAAAGCAAUGUACUAAUUUUUCCACUUCUACCAUUUUUAAUUUAAAAAAAAAUAAGCCACUGAACAUUGACCAUGCAAAUAGAAUUGGCCAAGGAAAGGGGGGAAAAGCAGUGAAAGCAGUGAAAGCGGCAACAGGAGCAGAAGAGGCAGCAGAGGCAUCGACAGGGGGGGGAAGAUGCAGACGGAAUGAACUACGCCAAAAGUACGGUAAGUUCGAGGAGAAUAAGAGAGUAACAAAACUAUGCCAAGAAUUAGAUCAGAAUAUUAAAAAAAUGGAAUACAAUCAUUACGAAAGGAAUUUAACCUAUGGUUUGUCGAUAGCAGAAAAUUCUAUUGAGUUAUCUCAGUUAAUAAAUAGAAUUAGUAAAAAUAUAUUAUUUGUAAAUAGUAAUCAUGUAAGAUCAAUAUAUGUAAAACUCAUUGACAAAAUUUUAAAAAUAUAUGACAACAUUCCAAUUAGAAGUGUAAGUUUAAUUUUAAAUAGUAUGCUUAAGCUAAAUUAUUAUCAUCGUGAAUUUAUCUUUUUGUUUUUUAAAAAUAUAAAACGAGUAAUUAAUCGGAGUAAUUACAUCGAUCUGUGUAUCUUAUACCAUUUUUAUGUAAACUCGUUUGAUAAAAUACAUCCCUUUAAUAUUCCAAAUGAUCAAGUGUUAAAUUCCUUUUUAACAAAAAUAUCGCAUACCACUUCGUCUUUACAAAUUCAUGGCAUAUCCUGUAUACUAAGAUGUAACAAGAAGAUAGUGAAGAGGAUGUUAAGUUCUUUUACAAAAAACAACAGGGAAUCGCGGGAUUAUUUGAUGAAGGACUUAGAAGAUAACACAGUGGAUGUGAGUAGCGUCUACUUGUGGGUAAAGAAAUCAGGGAGGGAACCAGAUGAGGGAAAAGAGGAAGAUGAAAAGGAAUUGGACGAAGCGGAGGACGAUGAUAACGAUGCAUCAAAUUAUACCCAUAACGAUGAAGUCAGAGGGGGGAAAGGGGGAAACAACUGGAAACAUAAAAAAAUUUCUGCGUUAAAUUUACGGCUUAUCGAAAGAAUAAAUGUUUCUUUAAGAGAUAAUUUUUAUUUAAAAUUAUCAUAUGCGAACAUUCAACAGCUUUGUAAUAUGCUAGAAGACUUUGAAUUUUUUAACUUAGUUGACAACAAUUGCUAUUAUGAUGUUUUGAAUAUAUUGAAGAGGGUUCAAAACUUAGAUAAAUUUAAAAAUUUAGAUUAUAUAAACAUAUUGAAUAUUAUAAAAAGUCGAAAUAUAAAAUAUAAUGAUGCCCUUUCAUUCUCUCAUUUUUCUUUUCUUUUUGAAGCAAUAAAAGACAAAAAUGUUGAAGAUUUUUCCUCUAACGAUUUAGCUGAACUAAUGAAGAUAUUAUAUUAUUUUAAAAAAAUGUACCAUCUCAAAUUUUGCCUGAACAAGUUAGAAUAUUCUUUGCACAAAAAGAACCUUAGUGAAGUAUCCUCCGUUUCGACUCUGAUAUAUCUCCUUUACGAAUAUUCCAUCAUAGGGAAGAGUAGCGAUGUGAUGGGUUCGCUGCAGAGGAGGUUGUUUGACACGAUAAUGAGCCGUGAAUGCAGUGGAAGUAGCAAUGGUAGUGAUAACACCGGAUGUAGCGACUUGAACGAUGGGGGAUCCACCUCCUAUAAUGAUAUUCCCAUAAACGAGCGCAUUCUUUUGGUAAAAUCAAUCGAAGGAUUAAUCGAUAAGGGCACUAUAAAUUUAGAGUACUUAAGAAAAAGGGAGUUCUAUAUAAGUAAUUGCAAUGAAAACCCUUUCAAAGAGUCAAAUGUUGAGAGAUACAUCCAUUACAUAUUAUACAAAAUUUUAGUUUUAGGAAGGGUAAAAUAUAACGACUUUUCCAUUUUUUUGUAUUUGUUAAAAUAUGCGCUCUUGUUUUCCCUUCAUUUUACCAUUAAAGAUGUUGUACUACUUUUGAAGGGUCUACACCUUUGUUCUUACUUCAUUACUAAGGAUAAUUAUUUCAUUUUUGAAAAAGCGUUAAAUUAUUUUAGCAUUUUUUUAAUGCCGCAAUACCAUUCACAUUACAAGAGAAACAAGUCUAACGCUGUGAAGAAUGACUUAAUGAAAUAUGCUAUAAAUGAAUGUAAAGAUAAUUUUUUUAAAUAUGAACCUCCAAGAAAUGUGCAUUGUUUGAAUCAUAUUAGUAGUGUGUACAGACAAAUGGAGGAUAUAAUUCAGGUGUAUUGCGCAUAUUUACAUAAUGAGGAAGAUGGUAGGUAUCAGGAAAAAGAAGUUGAUUUGAUAGAUGAGGUGAGUGAUAAUAAUAUUUUAAAGAAGAACAGUACAUAUUAUAACGAUCAAGAUAAAUAUAACAGUAUUAUGAAUUAUAGUUUCAUCAAAAUUUGUAUUGUUGACUGCUGUAAUAUAUUAUAUUAUUUUCGAAAAUUGAAUUAUGUAAACCAUGAUGUAAUUAAUGUUAUCUUAAAAAAUGUGUAUGGAAAUAUAAAUUUUUUAAAAAAUAAACAUAUCCUUAAAAUGAUAAGUGGAUUUAGCAUAAUAAAAAAUAUUGAUGAGUAUUUCUCUUCUUUUAAUUCUAUUUUUAAGAAAAUAUUAUUUCAAUUUUUUUUGUCCCAUAAGGAGAGUGACGAAAAUAAUACAGUAAAAGUAGACGAGACUAUCAAGCUAUUUUACUUAGUUAGUAAAUUACGUAUAGAUAAAGAGUCAAUAAAUUACUAUAUUAGAAAGUAUAUUUUGAUUUAUUUGGAAAACUUGUUAGAAAAAAAUGAAUUAACUGUAAACAACCUUCAGCUAUUGUUUGGGGGGUUUAAGUAUAUGUAUCCUUAUCGAUAUAUAGGUUUGAUAGAGUACUCUUUGAAACGAAUUCAUCAGAUGGUGUAUGAUGAGAGGAGUGGCAGUUACAAUAGGGGUGAUGAUAAUGUUAGGGGAGACAAUUUAGAGAGUCAUAUGAAUUGUUCCAAACGUUAUAUUGUGGGGGGAAAUACCAAAAGGAGGAAGACAAAAUGUGCGUUUUCUAUUUCCUUUUUAAAAAUAUAUUUCUCAUCAUUGCCAAUUUUAGUAAACCCAUCUUUGAACAUCUACUCUAAUGUGAAUAAGUUGUACAUAAAUAUUAGCCAUAAACUGUUUGAACAGUUGUCCUAUGAACUUACAGAAGCAGAUGAAGCAUUCAAAAAAGAUAUUAUCCAUGCAGUUAUAGACUUUGUGAAUUUGUCGUUUCCAUUUAUUCCUUUUUUUGAAAAAUACACAAAUUUAAUCCUAUAUAUACUUGACGUGAAUGAAAUUUUAUCGAAGGAUCAACUUUGCAUGUUUUUGCUAAAUUUAAAAUUUUUUUCGAAAAAAUUCUUAACAAGUCAGAAUUUUACAACUUCUGAUCUGAGUAAACACAAUGAGCUAAAAAAAAAAAUAGAUGAUCUUUUAAAAACGUUUUCCAGCAAUAACGAAGAUGCUGUAUUAUGUUGGAAGAACAUGUAUCCUGAGGAAGAGAAUGUGCAGCGUAUAAUAUGUGGGAACAAUGAUAGACUAUCCUACGACUUCUCUUUCAACAAAAGGAAAAUCGUUCUUUUUGAUACGGAGAAUGACAAUGAAAAGGAAAUAAUUUCGAGGGAGUACAACUACAUUGAUUUGAACGAUUUAUAUAAAACGAAAAAGGACGACACUAAAAGGAGAAAAACUGUGUGUGAUGCGGAUAAAGAUCAAAACGAAGAUAUCAAUAUAGAUAUGAAUGAAUGUAGCGCGAAGAAGAGGCAAAAUUACAAAAGCGACAGAAAUGCAUUAAACGAGUUUGAAAUAAUUUUGAAAAAAUAUGCCUACUGCCAAAAUAAUGAAAAAGAUAAAUUAAAUAUUUCAAAAAAUUUUAAAGUAUUCUUAUUUGAUAUUAAAUAUGUUGAUUUAAAAAAAAAAAUUAUAUUUGAAUUUUUAGAUCAACAGUGUUAUUUUAAAGAACCAGAUAAUUCAUCAAUAGAACUGUUACCUUUAAUAUAUUUGCGAUUAUUAUUUUUAAAAAAAUUAAAUUUUCAUAUACUUCUUAUGCCUUUUUAUGAGUGGAAUAACUGUCAUGGAAGGCUAGAAAAAGUUAAGGCUAUUUUUCAAAAGUUAUUAAACAUAACCAACGACGCUGAUAAUUAUUUAUAUCAAACUGAUAAGGCGCACAUCUUUUCGUCUGUCGGUCGCUACGAGUAG
Messenger RNA from Plasmodium malariae, 4200 nucleotides. RefSeq names its product RAP protein, putative. The record is from RefSeq and is a predicted model, not a curated record. The transcript has a single exon. NCBI's taxonomy places the organism in Eukaryota, Apicomplexa, Aconoidasida, Haemosporida, Plasmodiidae. The coding region runs from base 1 to 4200 and encodes 1399 amino acids.